UUCACAAGCACGCAAUAUUCCUAGGCCGACUGUACAACAGUUUCAAUUUUCUCCAACCUUCCGCGACCGAGAAAAAUAAAAGCGCUCCAUUAGACCACUUUGGCUUCGUGAGUGGCGUGUCUGGGUGCCUGGGUCCGGGUGUCGGCCAUCAGCUGGGUACACAGACAAGCAAACACACUCGUGCAACCCUCCAGUGAAGGAAGGAUGGCGACAGUCAAGGUUUACUACUUUGAUGCUGCAGGUCGUGCCGAGAUCAUCCGCCUCGUGCUGGCGGCCGCGGGAAUCGAGUUUGACGACAUCAGGUUCCCGUAUCUAGUGUCAGAUGACUGGGCGACCAAAUACAAGCCACUGGCACCAUUCGGCCAGGCGCCAUUCGUAGAGUACAAUGGAAAAAGAUAUGGACAGAGCACAGCAAUAGCCAAGUUCUUUGCCCGAGAGAAUGACCAACACCAGUUCUUGUGCAAAUCUCCAGGUUUCUAUGGCGCCAACAACCUGGAGGCUUUUCGCAUCGAUGAAGUGGUGGGGCUGGUGCAGGACCUUUUUACUGUUACUGCCAAAAUCUAUGUGGAAAAAGAUCCCGUGAAGAAGGAGGAACUCAGGACAGCAAUGGUAGAAGGCGACGGUCCAAAGUUUUUCGGUUUCUUCGAGAAACUUCUGCAGGAGAACGGAACUGGGUACUUCGUAGGUAAUCAGCUGUCUCUGGCUGACCUGAUGGUGUACGACAUGGCCACACAGCUCCGCAACACCUUCAACUACGAUGGCCUCGCCCACUUUCCAGACAUCAAGGCUCUGGUGGAGAAGGUGACAAGCAAAGACAACAUCAAGAAAUACAUCGACAGCAAGAAAGAGACUAAAGAUCACUCGUGUCCCGCCAGCAGUGCGUCCGGAGCAUCAACGGUUGCAGCGCAGAAAGCAAAGAUGGCGAACGUCAAGCUCUUCUACUUCGACUCUGCGGGUCGCGCGGAGCUGAUCCGCCUGGUGCUGACGGCGGCGAAAGUCGAGUUUGAUGACGUCAGGUUCCAGGGGGAUGACUGGCCCGCCAAGUACAAGCCAGUGGCACCAUUCGGCCAGGCGCCGUUUGUAGAGUACAAUGGAAAGAAGUAUGGACAGAGCAUCGCAAUCGCCAAGUUCUUUGCCCGAGAGAACGGACUUUACGGCGCCAACAACCUGGAGGCAUUCCGCAUCGACGAGGUGGUGGGGCUGGUGCAGGAUUUCUUCACCGUUUUGGUCAAAAUCUUUCUGGAGCAGGACCCUGCCAAGAAGGAGGAGAUAAAGGCAACUAUGGAGAAGGACGAUGCCCCCAAGUUUUUGCGCUUUUUUCAGAAGCUUUUGCAGGAGAAUGGAACUGGGUACUUUGUAGGAGACAAGCUGUCUCUGGCUGACCUGAUCGUGUACGACAUGGUCACACAGCUCCAAAAAACCUUCAACUUCGAUGCAUCUACCGACUUUCCAGAAAUCAAGGCUCUGGUGGAUAAAGUGGCCAGCGACGAGAACAUCAAAACUUACAUCGACAGCAAGAAAUGAACAUUGUUUACUUCCUUUCCCAAGCCGAAGAAACAAAUAAAUGUUGAAUACGCUAAUAAACAAACUUUGUCAUUGAACCACCAUCUUGUGAGCAGCCUGCGCCAUUUGUAGUCAUGUCACCUCGGUGACGUGUCACUGAGCGAGUAAGUGUGAGUCUGCUCACGAUAUCUUUCGUUAAACCUUUCACCUGUUCCUUACUCUGGGAUUUCUCAUCAAUAUUGUAUGUCUCCAUGAUAAGGAUUCCGAGAAACCUGCAACUGUCCAUCUGGUGACUGCUCAGAUCCUGUUGCUAAUGCUGAGCAGCUGCUCACGUCACUGCCUGUUGCGCAGGUCCACGUGGUGUUAAACUCAGUAAACUACUACUAAAAACUGUAAACCUACCUCUGCUAGUGUAAACAAUGAUUGUGAUAUGUGAGCUAACAUGCAUAAUAAAGGCUGGGCAACAUGUCUGAUGUUAGGCGUGCAAUGGAAGGGACACUGUGAAUGCUUGCUUGAGAAACUGAUCCCAUAGUGCCACGUCACCAUUGUAUCUCACUAGGCCACCGUCAACAUGCCACCACGUGACCGCCUAAUGGCAUCUCGUCACCACCGACUUGAUGUCACGUCACACACGCGACGUUGAUUAGCCGGUCACGUGAUGUCACAUGACUAUUGCCUCCCCACUAAUCAACUCCUCUUGAUGUUACAUUGCAUCAUGCACAAAGAAACUUCACUGACCAGUAAUUCCGCAUAUAUUACAGUCUGGUAAUAUCCAGUAAUGUUAGUACGCAAUCUUAUCAUAACAUAGGAAUCUAUAUAUUGACUGAUCACGUGACGAUAGUAAGCACAGGAGUGGGUGUUAACUCACCAUAAAACAAAAAUCGGCCAGACUCUUAAACCAUGGAUUUUUCUAUUUUUAUUUCUGUUUUUAUUUUAUUUAUUUAUAUAUAUAUAUUUUUUUUGCUGUUACCGCUGUUUUCUCUGCAACCUCCCAUCAGCCCCCUCUUCACCAGCUACAUGGUGUUUUGUCACACUCCCCCUAAUGCUAAGUAAACUGCAAUUAUCGCCACAUGCUUACACGUGUUGACAGGAAAUAAACAAACGCCAACAGACUCCA
Pomacea canaliculata is the source of this 2620-nucleotide messenger RNA. RefSeq lists its product as uncharacterized. The transcript has 10 exons. Lineage: Eukaryota; Metazoa; Mollusca; Gastropoda; Architaenioglossa; Ampullariidae. Bases 205 to 1524 code for a protein of 439 amino acids. Gene Ontology annotation, molecular function: glutathione transferase activity. Gene Ontology annotation, biological process: glutathione metabolic process. The record is from RefSeq and is a predicted model, not a curated record.